GGCUGUAAAUUGUAAUAAACCACUCAGGCUGCAUUCAAUAGUAUUAAAUUACGGCACAUGCACAAUUUAACUUAAACUUUCCUAUAAUCCAAUUUAUUUGUGGAAGUUCAUCAUCGUCGGCGUGACUAAUUCUAGUAUUCGUGGUUUUUAAAAUUGUGACAGUGUAUUUCUGUGUAUAUCAGAUAAUUUUUUUUUAAUCAAUUUUUACUUACAUUUAAUCGCCAUGUUUGAAGCAAGACUUUUAAAGAGCGGACAGCUCAAGAAAAUUUUAGAAGCCAUUAAGGAACUGCUUAAAGAAGCUACUUUUGAUUGUUCUGAUUCGGGUAUUCAGUUACAAGCCAUGGAUGAUGCUCACGUCAGUUUGGUGUCUAUGUGUUUAAAGAGCGCCGGGUUUGACAAAUUUCGUUGUGAUCGUAAUCUCUCAAUGGGUAUCAAUUUGGAAAGUAUGGUUAAAAUUAUGAAAUGUUCAUCAAAUGAUGACAUAAUGACCAUUAAAGCUCAAGACAAUGCCGACACCCUUUCAAUCAUGUUUGAAACAGCUAAUCAAGAAAAAAUGUCCGACUAUGAAAUGAAACUUAUGAAUUUGGAUCAGGAACAUCUUGGUAUACCUGAAACAAAUUAUUCUUGCAUAAUCAAAAUGCCUUCUGCUGAAUUUGCAAGAAUAUGUAGGGAUUUAAGCCAGUUUGGGGAGUCAGUCAUUAUAUGUUGCACCAAAGAAGGAGUUAAAUUCUCAACAUCUGGCGAUAUUGGAUCAGCCAACAUAAAAUUAUCACAAACUGCAUCUUUUGACAAAGAAGAAGAUGCUGUGACUAUUGAGUUGCAACAAGCUGUAUCGUUAACGUUUGCUUGUCGUUACCUGAAUUUGUUUUGUAAAGCAGCUCCGUUGUCACCACAGGUUAUUUUGUCAAUGUCUGGAGACGUGCCUUUAGUAGUUGAGUAUCAAAUUGAAGAACUAGGACAUAUUCGGUAUUAUUUGGCUCCUAAAAUUGAAGAAGAUGAUUAAUCUUGCAAUGAGUAAUACACUUACAUGAUAAAUUAAAUUUUAAUAUUUAAGCCACCAUUUUUUUUUUAUACUUAUGUUUCCUUUUUAGAAUAAUUUUUUUAAAUUUAUAUUCGUUAUUUACAAUAUUAUGAUAAAAGUAAAAAAAACAAGUUACUAGAAGAUACCUUAUAUAUAGUAAUUGUUAUAUGGAGUAACUGAGCAUACAAUAAAAUUACAUUUUUUAAGUAUUACAAA
Molecule: messenger RNA, 1237 nt
Organism: Adelges cooleyi (spruce gall adelgid)
Lineage: Eukaryota; Metazoa; Arthropoda; Insecta; Hemiptera; Adelgidae
Gene: PCNA
Product: proliferating cell nuclear antigen
Exons: 5
Coding region: 224-1003 (259 amino acids)
Biological process (GO): leading strand elongation; regulation of DNA replication; translesion synthesis
Cellular component (GO): PCNA complex
Molecular function (GO): DNA binding; DNA polymerase processivity factor activity
Source: RefSeq, a predicted model, not a curated record